AUGCUAGUAAUCUGGAAAACGCAGGAGCUUCAUACUCCAUCUUUCGCUUUGUUAUUUUGUUUGGCAGUCUCUGACUUCCUCGUUGGACUGGUUGGCCAGCCCUCGUUUGUUGCAUACAAGGUAGCGGAGCUUUUGGAAAAUUUCAACGAAUAUUGUAAUGUGCGAAUGACUCAGUACUUUACUGGUUGGAUAACUUCGGGAGUAUCUUUUUUGACUCUAAGUGGAGUUUGUGUCGACCGACUUCUCGCUUUAACUCUUCAUUUGCAAUACAGAAACACGAUCACCCUGCGACGGGUUGUAAUAGCAAUGAUAACAGUUUGGCUGUUUUGCUUCAUUGUUGCCAUCGUCAGGUUUUGGUUUCGAAACUGGCUCAUUUUGCCUAUUACUACAUCUGUGUUGGCCACUGGAGUGACUGCACUCUGCACUAUUAGGAUAUUUCAAAUUGCAAAUAGACAUCAACGCCAAAUAAGAGAACAAAAUCGAUCCAUGGUUAACUUACAAAACGAACGAGGUGAUGCAUUCAAAUGUAAAAAGUCAGCUAUCACGGUUCUUUACGUGUAUGGCUUAAUGUUAGUGCUCUAUCUCCCACUCAUUGCAGUUAGUGCAGCGGAAGCAUUUCACGGCUAUACAACUUCAUUAAAGAUCGGUUGGGAUUACGCUACAACGAUUGGUUUCAUAAGUUCGUCGGUGAAUCCUGUCAUUUAUUCUUGGAGAACUAAACAAGUACGUCGUGCGAUAAUAGAAUAUUUAAGAAAACUUACUCAGGGGAACAAUUCAGCAGCAGCUGCAGAAUCUGUUCAAUAACCUUAGUGGACAGCACGGUUUCUGACUCAUCGACAUCUUUGUUCUGACACAUUUUGUAAUAAAAUUGGUAUGAAUGGUUAAAAGCGAUGAAACCCACGAAAAACUAUUUUCUUCACGAUGACAAUAAUAAUAGUGGCAAUACGGACAUGUUUCACCAUCAGAAAGUGUUCGACGCCUGUGAUCUGUGUUUUCAUUUACAAAAUUUAGUGUCUUGAAUAUUUAAUGCGGUUAUUGAUGUGGGUAGAGCACGGUUUAAAUACUGGGUACACAAUAGUUUCAAGUGCUGCGACUUUCAAGUCUUUUUCAUCGGAGAGAUUGCCAAUUGCCAGUGGGCAGAAUUAAUUCCCCUCUUGAUUCUCGUGAGAAAAGAAAAAACAAGAUGAGGCGCAAAAGUUGCAUUUUGCACUUUGAUGUUUCAGUGCCAGGAUAUGAUACUGACUCAUUAUGUCCUUUUAGGUCUGUAAGAGAGAAAACAGGAAACAAAUUGGUUUUUCAAGAGAAAACAAAAGGCACCCUCACGCUGAGAAUCGAACCGGCUAAGGCCGCGCCGGUGAGAAUAAUUUUAACUUUGGGAGAAAAAAAAACAUCUUGAAUUGGGUGUAGUCAGUCAUAAUAAAUUUCCGCCAUUUUCAAAUCACCUGUUGAAGGGUAUCGUUAAACUUACCACUUUCUAGCUGUUGGCGUGAACUUAAAGGCAAGAUCUUGCUUCUGGCUGAGACUAUAUGACCUACUACAAAACUUUUUUACGCAGUUUGAUUAUUACAUGAUGUACAUUUAUAACCGAUGCAAAAUGCAAAAUAUCAGGAAAUUACUUUUACAAUUAUCUCGCCACCUGCAUGAGACAAUUACCAUUGCACACAUGUUCUAGAAGUUUCAGGUUUCAGGUUGACACUUACCCAACCGAGCUCAUGUUAUUCAACUCAGAUCAAAAAUAUAAACGAUAUUUCGGUGAACUUGAGAACAUUCGUUCAACUCAUUCAACUUCCCUAUAUUUCUAUGUUUCCUGGCCUAGUUUUUACAUAUAUUGAGCUCGCCGUGAAUAGCUAUUGUUGAAUAUUCUUUUUUAGGGACUCACAUUCAGAAGUCAGAUUUUAAUCGCUCUUGGUAAAUAUAAACUUUUAUGUGAUUUUGUUAUAUACUUAGACUUUCACUCAACAAAACAAGCACUGUGAUUGGUUGAUUCUUGGUCACGUGCCCCUAAUCAAACUCAAAUGUAUCUCGACCGGGAUAAAAUUGCGCAGUUGUUGCCCGCGCGCCGAAUACAACGGUACGUUUGUUUGUUUUGCCAUAUGAUUGUUUAAGGGAAAGUCUUUAUAUAUAACAAAGCACUUAAUGUAUGAUCCCGAGGGAAACAGUUAGUUUUGUUUUCCCUUAUGUUUCCUACGACUUCGUUUCGGGAAACAUCAGGACUCUCAAGAAAACAAAACAAACUGUUUCCCUCGGGACCGUACAUGAAGCGUAUAAUAGGGCCCAAACGGGUAUUAACUUGUUUCGAUUCGUAAUAACCAAGAAAUGCAAUUAGCAUGCAUGGUUCUCAUCAAGAGAAACUAUUUACUCUUGUUCUCAUACAUUGUUUUGGAACGUAAAUUGCCCUCAAUGUAAAUAGUUCUGGCUAAAUCUAAGCUAUUUUCAUUGAGAGAGAACUACAUAUUAGAUAUUAUUAUGUAGGUCUUCGCAAACACUGGUGGACUAACAACUAUUACAAUAUUGACGAGUCAAUGUUUAUACAGAACAAUUCAGUUUUUAGUUAAGUUCUGAGAGUUUUUCCAAUCGCGGCUGAUUAACAUGAUGAAACCUGCUUAUGGCAGAAACUUGCAAAAUGUUUUUCUCGGCGUUCCUUUUAUAAUAUCGAUGUAAAUGCUCUUUCCUGUCUCCUCAAGCGUAAUGUAAGAGUAAAUUGCGUGAAGACUUCAGAGUAAUUUUGAUUUAGUAACGUCGCUUUUUAAGAGCGAUAGUGACACGUUUACAAAGCUAAGCCUGAUAGAUGCUGCUGCUGGAUCCUAGUCAAGGGCAUCGGUACAAACCGAAUGCAUGGAAUCAAAAGAAAUACAGCUUAAACAAUACCUGAGUAUUCAGUACAAGCUAUACUCCAGGAGAAGCAAACUAAAAUCCUGUAAGAUUUUAUUACAAUUUGGGAUACGGCUUUAUUUUCUUGAAAAUCGGACAUCCCAGAGGAUAAUACUACAUGCUUUCCCUCAUUCCAUGAAACACGAUGAGAAAAAACUGACCAUCUUAUCUUAUCGACGAAAGAGCAAUUCAUCUAAUGAUUUUGGAAUACGGCUGGCAUAAGAGUGAUUAGCUGUCAACUCGAGCUCACACUUUUUUUAUUUGCAUGAUCCGCGCGAAAGUCAAAGUUAUAGUGAUAGCCGCGCGGACUGGGGCUAAGAGGGGAUUGCUUUCUACGAGAACACUUUACUCCUAUAAACUCAACUACUUUAUUAAACAAGUUAUAAUAUUCUACCUAAGGAGCAAUUCCUAGACGCAGUACAGUAGUUAUCCUCAAUCAAGAAAUAGAUAUUUUGGGACGAUACAAUGAAUGCUAUUUUCUGUCAGAUGAGGAUUUUCAAAGCGAGUCCUGAUGCUCAUCGUAUCAAUUCAUAUGAUUAUAAGAAAAUUAAAGAGAUCAAAUGAAUCCUAAGAAAUAAUUACCGUAGCUGUAGCAUUAAUUUAAUCAACUUUUAUUUGUGGCAAUGCUUUGAGAAGCUAUUUUCCUUUGUAGAUAUUUGAGUACAACUUAUAUAUUGAGAUGGUGAGUUCCCACGUGGUCUAGUGGCUAGGAUUCGGCGCUCUCACUGCCGCGGCCCGGGUUCGAUUCCCGGCGUGGGAAUGAUUUUGUAGAUUGCUCUUUUCCAUACUUUUUAAAUUUUAAAUAACUGGCCAGAAAACUCACGAGGCGAACUAGACUAUAUCAGCUAUUGUCUUUUCCAAAUAACAAUCAUGGCGAUGACACUUCUCGAUAAUGUAUUCAAUGAAAACAUUGCGCUACCUUUCCGACAUGCAAUACGAGAGUAAAGCGCCUUCAGGAGGGGUCAUCGGCUUCUGGCGCCGAAUAUAGACUUAUAGACUGAGUCCGGUAUUCUGGUGUUAUCCUUUUAUACGAUUGUGAGUUUUCAUUAACAUGCAAAUUAAACUCAUUUUCAUACGAGUGGCUUAGCACCAGGUCUCGUUUUGAAAAGGAGGCCAAAGGUAAUUCGGGAAUGGCCUAUUACUUUUCGUUGCAUAUAGCAUGCUGGUUAGGUACUAGCGUGUUUUUUGGUGGGUAGCCAUGGCUGUAUUUCGAUUGUCAUCAACGUUCCUCAAUGAACGGAAAACAUAUCUAUCAAACGUUGUUCAUGUGCCUUUCUGACUAAACCUAAAGCUCUAUGCAAAUUAGGCUGUAUAUUAAAUUGAUAUUAUAUUGACAUAAAAGCUGUAGCUGAAGUUGCUUAUUUUCUAGUUUGCUUUAAUUUCGCACCGUGCACACGUUUUCAACUUGGUUAUAAUUAAUUGAUAUGAUGUGUUUGCCUUUGAUAUUGUUGACUGGUUGUUUCCGCGUCUCCAUUCACUUCCAAACGUCUCUCACUAAUCGUCAUAAUGGUUGCGAUACUCCAAAUAUUUUCAUAUCUGAUAGUCAAACCGUUACUUUCGAAAUUAAAAAAUUGACGUUGACUUAUCAAAAGCAUGCAAAUGAACUUUGAUAGCUUUGAUAACUUUCUUAAAUUUGUCUUUUCGGCAGGUGUUAACUGAUUGGAGUAAGUUUCCUUGAAGCGGCAUCUGUGCCUCUGAUAUCGCCCGCUCAAAAUGGUAUUUCUGAACGUUGAUCGUUCCUUCAAAAAGCGAAAAAAUUGGUGUUAACUCAUCAAGGAAAACAAUGAAUUCUAAUAGCUCAGAGAACGAGUUAGUUUUUUCAAUUUUCACCUCGGGAAAUCAGUGCUAAUUGUUUGGAGUAAGUAUUUUUGAGAUACCACCUGUGCCGUAUAAAUCGCCCGCUCAAAAUGGUAAUUUUUUUUCGGUGUUUUUGUCCUUUAAAUAUAGUUUAAAUCAAAACAAGACAUGGUCUUUCGAAAGUGAAUUUUUUUAUCUAUGGACCAUAUUUAUUCAUGAGUCAUGAUAGAGAAACAUUCCGUUUCUGUUUGCUCGAAUUUAUCCAUCAUGAAUUCAUCAGACGCGGUGACAUGCUUUUUCUUUGAGGGACCUCACACGCUGACUAGUCAUGAGGCUACAGCAAGUGUUGUAUGUGUGUGCGCAGUUAGCUCUCUCUUUGCUCUGACUGCAUUACUUGGAAAUUUCAUCGUCAUGCUAGUAAUCUGGAAAACACGGGAGCUUCAUACACCAUCUUUCGCUUUGAUAUUUUGUUUGGCAGUCUCUGACUUCCUCGUUGGACUGGUUGGCCAGCCCUCGUUUGUUGCAUACAAGGUAGCGGAGCUUUUGGAAAAUUUCAACGAAUAUUGUAAUGUGCGAAUGAUUCAGUACUUUACUGGUUGGAUAACUUCGGGAGUGUCUUUUUUGACUCUAAGUGGAGUUUGUGUCGACCGACUUCUCGCUUUAACUCUUCAUUUGCAAUACAGAAACACGAUCACCCUGCGACGGGUUGUAAUAGCAAUGAUAACAGUUUGGCUGUUUUGCUUCAUUGUUGCCAUCGUCAGGUUUUGGUUUCCAAACUGGCUCAUUUUGCCUGUUACAACAUCUGUGUUGGCCAUUGGAGUGACUGCACUCUGCACUAUAAGGAUAUUUCAAAUUGCAAAUAGACAUCAACGCCAAAUAAGAGAACAAAAUCGAUACAUGGUUAACUUACAAAACGAACGAGGUGAUGCAUUCAAAUGUAAAAAGUCAGCUAUCACGGUUCUUUACGUGUACGGCUUAAUGUUAGUGCUCUAUCUCCCACUCAUUGCAGUUAGUGCAGCGGAAGCAUUUCACGGCUAUACAACUUCAUUAAAGAUCGGUUGGGAUUACGCUACAACGAUUGGUUUCAUAAGUUCGUCGGUGAAUCCUGUCAUUUAUUCUUGGAGAACUAAACAAGUACGUCGUGCAAUAAUAGAAUAUUUAAGAAAAACUACU
Pocillopora meandrina is the source of this 5841-nucleotide messenger RNA. The record is from the annotation of a GenBank genome assembly. NCBI's taxonomy places the organism in Eukaryota, Metazoa, Cnidaria, Anthozoa, Scleractinia, Pocilloporidae.